Molecule: messenger RNA, 714 nt
Organism: Prorocentrum cordatum
Lineage: Eukaryota; Dinophyceae; Prorocentrales; Prorocentraceae
Source: the annotation of a GenBank genome assembly
GCCGCCGCAGGGCCCCCAGUCCGCCCGCGAGCGGCUGCCCUCGGUGCCGCCCGCCUCGCCGCGCCCGCCGGUGGCCGGCCGGGCCACGCCGCGGAACAGGAUGCGCGCCACGCAGGGCGACGCGGGGGAGUCCUGCGUGCCCGCGCCGGCCGCGCCCUGCACGCCCGCGCCGGCCAAGGUCGACGCCUGCAAGGAGACUAUCGAGGUCCAGCGGCUCACGCAGCAGCUCUUGGAAUCCAUAUUUGAAACCGAGAUCACCGAGGAGGCCUCUCUGACAAUCGCGGACACGUACCCGGAGCUCCUGUGGCUGGCCAAUUGCCUGAAGCGCUGCCCGCUGCCGCCCUGCUGGUCCAGCGCCGACGGUGGCGCCGCGGGGAUGCGCUACUUCGAGAUCGAGGCCGCGCCGCAGGAGGACAGCGAGCGCAAGGAGGGCACGCACCCGCUCCUCGGCGCCUUCUCGGAGCUCGGGCGCCUGAUGCUCGAGUGGAGGCGCAAGCCGGACCUCGUCUGCGCCGUCGCCGACUCGAUGGAGUCCAAGAGGGAGGAGUUCCUGGAGGAGGCAGGCCGCUCGAAGUUCGUGUGGGAGGGGCCGUUCAACGACCCCGCCACCGGCGCCCAGUUCUGGCACUGCCGCGCCACGGCGCGCUCCACCUGGGGCGAUCCCGCCAUGGUCUGGCGGUUCCUGGCGAAGGUGGCCGAGGGCUUCAUCAAGGC